GUGAAUUGUUUGCGACUUGUAUGUACUCCAUUAUUAUACUACGCGAAAAAAGAAACAAUCAGCAUUCUUGCAUCUGAAUCAUCUUUCGAUCGAUCCACCGGAAUUGUACGUUUCUCCAUCUUAAUUUGGGGUUCCUCUGAAACAUUCAGCUAUUUUACUUUGCCAGAGCUUUCCAAUUCGCGACAACUCUGAAAUUAGUGCGGUGGUUUCGAAGAAUGGAGUCGAGGGAAUUAUUAAUCUGAGGUGAAUUGCAGUGCAAACUAAAUUACAAAAAGCGAGAGCAGGGUGCAUACUGUAGAGUGGUUGAGACAGUAUAUAUAUAGAUGGGGUGGGGAAGGGCGGCGUACGAAGGAGUGGUGGCGGUGGGGUCGUUGCUGUUGCUGGGUUGGGGCGGCCUUUGGUUUUUGAACCGGCGGCUUUAUAAGGAGUAUGAAGAGAAGCGGGUCUUGGUUCAGAUAAUAUUCAGCGUUGUCUUUGCCUUCUCCUGCAACCUCUUUCAGCUUGUCCUCUUCGAGAUUAUUCCUAUUCUGUCAAAAGAGGCAAGAUGGAUGAAUUGGAAGGUGGAUUUGUUUUGUCUAAUAAUGUUACUCGUUUUCAUGCUGCCAUAUUAUCAUUGCUAUCUGAUGCUUUGUAACAGUGGUAUUAGAAAAGAACGUGCUUCACUUGGUGCUAUUUUAUUCUUGUUGGCCUUUCUCUAUGGUUUCUGGCGAAUGGGUAUUCACUUUCCUAUGCCAUCUCCAGAUAAAGGAUUCUUCACCAUCCCUCAGCUUGUGAGCAGAAUUGGGGUCAUUGGUGUCACAGUUAUGGCUGUACUGUCUGGUUUUGGAGCAGUAAAUUUGCCGUACAGCUAUCUGUCCCUCUUUAUACGAGAAAUUGAGGAAACAGAAAUUAAGGCACUGGAAAGGCAGUUAAUGCAGUCAAUCGAGACUUGCAUUUCCAAGAAAAAGAGGAUUAUUCUCUGUCAAAUGGAGAUGGAGCGAAAACAAGGCUCGGAAGAGAAAUUAAACAAUAGGUCCUUUCUAAAGCGAAUAGUUGGGACUGUUGUUCGAUCUGUUCAGGAUGAUCAGAAUGAACAAGAUAUCAAAACCAUGGAAGCAGAGGUACAUGCUUUAGAAGAGCUCUCGAAGCAACUAUUUUUAGAAGUUUAUGAGCUUCGUCAAGCUAAGGAAGCCGCUGCUUAUUCUAGAACCUGGAAGGGUCACUUGCAGAAUCUUUUGGGUUAUGCUUGUUCAGUUUAUUGUGUAUACAAAAUGAUAAAGUCUUUGCAAAGUGUAGUUUUCAAGGAGGCUGGUUCAGUUGAUCCUGUGACGAGAACAGUCAGCAUAUUUCUGCAGUUUUUUGACAUAGGCAUCAACGUGACUUUGUUAUCACAGUACAUUUCCCUUCUGUUCAUCGGGAUGCUGAUAGUCAUUUCUGUACGUGGAUUCUUAACGAAUUUGAUGAAGUUCUUUUUUGCUGUUUCCAGAGUUGGUAGUGGGUCCUCAAGCAAUGUUGUUCUUUUCCUCUCCGAAAUUAUGGGAAUGUAUUUUGUUUCCUCAAUAUUACUAAUUAGGAAAAGCUUGGCAACAGAAUACAGGAUGAUUAUUACCGAUGUACUGGGUGGUGAUAUUCAAUUUGACUUUUAUCACCGGUGGUUUGACGCGAUAUUUGUGGCCAGCGCUUUUCUUUCUCUGCUAUUGCUGUCUGCGCAUUACACGUCUCGUCAAGCGGACAAGCAUCCCAUAGACUAAGUAUCCCCAACAACGCAGGAAUAUAUUUUUCCAAUGGUAUUAUUAUCUAUUAUGUGAUUUUGAUGCCUCUAGUGUUUGGAUACUGAUUAUGGAAAUUUGAGCAUUGUAAAGGUAAAUUUACGUGGGNUGUUUUUUCCAUUUUUAUUGUUGU
Molecule: messenger RNA, 1881 nt
Organism: Striga asiatica
Lineage: Eukaryota; Viridiplantae; Streptophyta; Magnoliopsida; Lamiales; Orobanchaceae
Source: the annotation of a GenBank genome assembly